Molecule: messenger RNA, 1247 nt
Organism: Cicer arietinum (chickpea)
Lineage: Eukaryota; Viridiplantae; Streptophyta; Magnoliopsida; Fabales; Fabaceae
Biological process (GO): regulation of DNA-templated transcription
Molecular function (GO): DNA-binding transcription factor activity
Source: RefSeq, a predicted model, not a curated record
AUACACAAGAAAACAAAUGCUUUUUCCAAUAAAUUAAAAGAAAAACAAAAAACCUUUAGUAAGAAGUAUAACAUAAUAAAUGGGACCGGGGUGACCGGUCAAAACAACUAGACCUGAUUAUGUCUCCUCCCUACUUCUGAUCUGUGCAGGGUGAUAUAUAGAUAGAAGAGAAGAAGAUGGAAAGUUCAAAAACUUUAUCGAAUUUGAAAAACUACUCUCAAGAAAACACAUUAAUGAGUACAUAUGAAAUAGGUGAAUCGUGUUUAGAAGGUGGUAAAGAAGGACUAAGAAGACAUCAACGUACAUAUUCUGAUAGCAUGCUAUGUGAUCAGCAGCAAGAAGUAGUUCCUUAUUGGUUGAAAGAUUUGCUUGAUGAGGAUGGACCCACAGAGUUAGAAGAUAAGCCUCUUUCAUGCAAGACUCAUAGACGUUCAUCAAGUGACUCCAUAGCAUAUGUACAUAAUAACACGGUAAUAAUUGAUGACUCUAAAAUCAAGGAACAACCCUCAUUUCAACAUCAUCAAUCUAGAACUACUGAUUCAAAACGAGGUGGUGUCAAAAGGCAUUCAGCUCAACAGUACCGGGCUAGGAAAGUUCAAUAUAUUGCUGAACUAGAAAGAGGUAUCCAAUCUUUACAGGCAGAAGGAUAUGAAGUUUCAGCGGAGCUUGAAUUUCUUGAUCAACAGAACCUGAUAUUAGGUAUGGAGAACAGGGCCCUCAAACAACGCUUAGACAGUUUAUCCCAAGAGCACUUCGUCAAAUGUUUGGAGCAAGAAAUGCUUGAGAGAGAGAUCACAAGGCUUCGAAAUCUUUAUCAACAACAACAACACAAACAGCACCAGCAAAAGCAAAAUUAUGGUAGGAAUCGAUCUAAACGUCAAUUAGAUAUUGAUUCCUCAAUUGCCAAAUUUUCUUUGAAGAAUAAAGGAACUGAAUCGCAUAAAGUCAGAUAAUUUGAUUAGAUUGUGAGGUCUCAUUCUCAAAUAUAGUAAAAGCCAUAUUCACAUAUAUAUUAUCUCUCGUUUAUAUAGUAGAAUGUCCAAGUAUUGUGGAAUUGAUCGAUCAUGUAGAACAAAGUUUAUUCAAAUUGGCAGCUAUCAUUAAUAAAUGCCAUGCAAAUAUGCAUUAUAGGCAAUAGCAUAUGGUCCAGUAGGAUGUAAAAUUCUCUAUGUAAACUCUACGUUUGUUUGUUUAAUAAAUUUCAUGUUAUCCGUCCAUUUAAAUAGAAUUUGUUGUUUAGUUUGAAA